Molecule: messenger RNA, 5887 nt
Organism: Misgurnus anguillicaudatus (oriental weatherfish)
Lineage: Eukaryota; Metazoa; Chordata; Actinopteri; Cypriniformes; Cobitidae
Source: RefSeq, a predicted model, not a curated record
UUUGCCGUUGGUCUUGCUCAUCCCAUUGGAGGAAUUUGAAAAUAAGUACGCGCGGCUGUUUGGGAGAUGAGACAACACAAAUAAACCCUGUCAACGAAGUCGGAAUUAAUAUCAUACACAGUUUAUCCUCCGACAGCCCUCAGGAUGAUGGAGUCGGGGCUAAAGGAUGAAACGGUAAGACCUGAGAUGAUAGCAGUGGAAGAUCUAAAGAGAAAUUUAUCAUCCGAGUUCAGUGAGUGUUCCGAUUUCCAGGAUUCGGUUGACCUGGAGAAGGAACAUUUGAAGGUCUAUCUCAGGAUAAGACCAUUUUCAGCAACUGAGAUUGAGAAUGGAGAAUCACAGGACUGUGUGGCCAUGCCUCCAGAGACUGUGCUUUUAAAAGCACCACGAACAUCGCUCUCUGCCAGACUCAGUGAUAAAUCAGUUCCUGUUACAGCUCAACGUUUCCAGUUCUCUAAGGUUUAUGGUCCAGACACAACGCAGAAGGAGAUGUUUGAUGGUACAGUGAAGAGCCUUGUCCAGCAUGUGCUUGAAGGACAGAAUUCUCUGGUGUUUACAUACGGUGUUACCAAUGCAGGGAAGACCUUCACCUUUUUAGGUCCAGAUAAUGAUCCAGGCAUCCUGCCUCGUUCCCUCAACAUGAUCUUUGGCAGUUUAGAGGGCCGCAUUUUUAACCAGAUGUGCCUGAAACCUCAAAGGUGCAGAGAUUUUAUCAGGCUGACCAAAAAACAGGAAAACGAAGAAGAAAUCACCAAGCGUAAUCUACUUAAGCUCUUCAAAGAGACGGAUGCUCAGAAAAACUCAUCUGGCCAAAGCUCAAAAUCUGAUCUUGAGGAUGGUUCUUCUUUGUGUGAUAUUAGCACUGGAGCGAAUGAGAAAAGUUUGGCUCUGGACAUGGACAUUCACACUAAGUUUUCUGUUUGGGUUUCGUUCUAUGAAAUCUACAACGAGAACAUUCACGAUUUGCUGGAACAGCAAGCGAACAAUGCCUCACGUAGAAUAAACCUCCGUCUUUGUCAGGACGUCAAAGGCAACUCAUUUAUCAAAGAUCUGAAGUGGGUGCAGGUGAGCAGUGCUGAUGAAGCAUUUAAAGUGAUGAAACUGGGCAAGAGGAAUCAGAGUAUCUCCAGCACUAAACUCAACCUUCUCUCCAGCAGAAGUCACAGUAUUUUCUCAGUCCGGAUUCUGAAAGUUGAGGAUGUGGGAAUACCCAGAGUGGAGUCAGUCAGCGAGCUGGCACUGUGUGAUCUGGCCGGAUCCGAACGGUGUGCUAAAACCCAAAAUAUAGGUGAUCGUCUGAAAGAGGCAGGAAACAUCAACACCUCACUGCUUAGCCUGGGAAAAUGCAUCAAUGCACUUCGAAAUAGCCAACAGUCUAGACAGCACGUUCCGUUUCGAGAGAGUAAACUCACUCACUAUCUGCAGGGCUAUUUCACUGGCCGAGGUAAAGCCUGCAUGAUUGUAAAUAUUAACCAAUGCGCAUCCAUGUAUGAUGAAACACUCAACGUACUCAAGUUCUCUGCUGUGGCACAGAAGGUGGUGGUCCUCACCCCCAUUGCUGUACCAGUGGUGGUGAAAAGGAGUGCCAGAGAAGUGUCCUUCAUCAUCAAUAAUGUUGAUCGCCGGCAACUGCGACGCAGCUCACUGGUGGGUUGGGACCCCAGCCUUGAGGAUGUCCAGGAAGAUUCUGACACUGAGGAGGAGGAUGAAGAGGAAAGCGAAGUGGAGAACACUAUACUGGACACUGAAGAGGAGGGGAAAGAAACAGUCCUGCUUGAUAAAGAGAUUUAUGAGGCCCAGCUGCAGUUUAUAGAGGAGAUUCAGCAGCAAUUGAGGAAAGAGAAAGCCGAACACUUGACUCUCGAGGCACGUGUUCGAGAAGAAAUCACAAAAGAAUUCUCUGAGCUCAUCUCCCAGAUGCAGGAGGAUUACAGUGAGCGCAUAUCCAGAGAGCGGGAGUUAAUUGAGGAACGGUGCGAACGAAGAUUGGAAAUUUUCAAAAACCUAGUGGGAAAAACAGUCACGGAAGAUGACCGUGUGGAUUCAACAGGGACGAAAUCAGAGGAGGAGACCCAUGUAUCUCUGGACAGCAUGCUUGACUCUAUUAGUACUGACCUGGUUGGAAUCAGAGAAGAUGCCCAGGCUGCCCAGUCCUGCCUGGUGACCUCUGACCCCUCUGUGACACUACAUGACCUUGAGAAAAAGGUCACUGAACUCUCAAAACAGCUCAGUGAGGCUCAGAGUCACCUGUCACUCAAAACACACGAGCUGGAGACCCAGAGUCAACUGUCAGAUGAACUGGAAGAGAUGAAGAAGACUCUGGAGAGCCACAAGCAAAGACAAUCGGAGCUAAGUGAAAUCUGCAGCCAGAAAGACGAGAUCAUCUCCGAACUCCAAAAAGCUUUGGACCAACAUGUAGAAAGUACUGCUAAGGAUAGAUCUCUGAUCGACUCCAUCAAAAAGGAGAUUAUCCAUCUCAAGACAUCUCAUUGCACAUGUUCAGAACAGAGGCCCAGCUCACGGUUCGAAAGCAGAAAGCGACGUCAAGAGGGGGAGGGGCUUGAUGGGCAGCCCCCUCUCAAGAAAGGUCCCCUGGAGGACUCCACAGUCCAAGAAGACACUGGAGAUAAUGGGUCUCAAGACUCCGCCCACCUUGAGGUCAAAGGUCAGCUUGAAUGUUGUCAUAUUGAAUCGAGACAGAAAGAUAAGCGGAUCACAGAUCUGGAGCAGGAAUGCCACACAUUGAAAGUCUGCAUUGAGGAGUUAAAGUCAAAGCUGGAGGAAACAAGUUUAGAUGAGCAUUUUCAACACGAGAAGGAUUACAAAAGCAAAACAAAGCUAGCAUCUGUGGAGACCAAACCUAUGAUGAAAGUAAUGGAUCAAAGCAAUUUGAAGGCAGAGGUUGUAUCCAUGGAGACAAGCCACAGCAACACUACACUUUUAGAAAGUGUUUAUCAAGAACUGGCCACUGCGAAGUCUCUAAUAACUAAGCAGGAUCAUGAAAUGGGAGAAAAGAACAAACUCAUUAAAACACUUGAACAGGAAAUUACACAACUGAAACAGGAAGUUGAAAACUUUGCAGUGCUGCAGAGGGACUUCAAGCUUUGUCGUGAGGAGUUGACAGCCACACGACAGGAGAGGGAUAGAAAAUAUGAGAGAAUAAAGAUCCUGGAAAACCAACUAAAUAAGCUUCAUUCCACUUCCUCUGAAAACCUAUCAGCUGCUAAUAAUAACCUUAAUAACGUUAACUCUGAAGUCACAACCCUUCAUGGGGUCAUAGCUGAGCUGGAGGAGAAGGUCAAAUGCCUUCAAAAAGAGAAAGAAGACAGUGACAUGGGGAUAGCACAAAAUAAAGCGGGGCCAAUCAACCAGCUGAAGAACCCUAAUGAUGUUGUAUCUAAAAACAAGGAGCUUAAUGAUAAGAUCAAUUUCACACAGGAGGCCAAUCUGGUAGAGAAGGAGAAAGCCCUAGCGUUAAAAGAGGCUCAGCUCUCAGCACUGCAGAAGAGUCUCAAAGAAGCUCAGGAGCGUCUGGAAGAAGAGGAGACGCAAGCGGUGCAGGAGGCUCGCAAGAGGGAGGUGGAGAGGAGGAGAGAGCUGUUGGCUGUGGCAGAGGAGGCCAUUGCUCAGAAAGAUGCAGAACUGCAGAAGAGACAAGAAGAGAUUAACCGGUUGAAGGAAGAGAUUAAAACUAGCGAGCAAAAGGUGAACAGUCUGACAGUCGACCUGCGCAGGAAAGAUGAUGAUUCAUCAGAUAUUCGAGAGAAACUUUGCGACUCAAAAAAGCAGAUACAGCAGGUGCAGAAAGAGAUCUCUUCAAUGCGCGAUUCAGAAAAAUCUUUAAGACUGAAGCUCAGCGAUUUAGAAAAGAUUAAAUUGCAACUUCAGAAUGAGAUCGCGAGCAGGGACCGUGUCAUCCAACAGCUGAAAGCCGAACGAUCUUCAAAUUCCAAAUCAGAAGAACAUCUGUUACUCCAUCAAAAAGCAUCUAAUGAUUUGCAGGAGCGUGAGCGUGUUAUAGAAGACAUGCGUUUGGCUCUGACAGAACAGGAAGAAACGCAGACACAGUUGGAUCUGGAGUUAGAAAACAGAGAGGCUCAGAUAAAUGAGCUCACACGGGAGCUGGAGAGAUGGAGAGAAAUGAUCCCCGACCAGUGUAACAGGAGAGUUCCCAGACCCGCCUCUGAUGACCUUGUACAGACCAGACAAGAGAGAGAUCAAGCCCAGGAGAGCUUACACUUGGCUAAUGAGAAGCACCUGGCAGAGCGCAGGAAGUGGAUGGAGGAGAAAUUGGUUCUGAUUGGUCAAGCUAAAGAAGCUGAGGAAAGAAGGAACCAGGACAUGAGACGAUUUGCUGACGAUCGGGAACGGCAUGUCCGGCAGCAGACCGAAAUGGAGUCUCUGGCCGCACAACUUUCAGCUCGUGAGAAAGAGAUGGAAAGUUGGAGAAAGGAGAGAGACGCGCUUGUCUCAGCUCUUGAGGUUCAGCUAAAAAAGCUCAUCAUGUCCAAUGCUGAGAAAGAUAAACAGAUCCAGAUCCUACAGUCCACUAACACCCCCCAGACACCAGAGGUCAAUGAGGACAGCCAAGUAGAGGCACUACAAGCAGAGCUGGAUGCAAAAGAUGCAGAGAUCCAGAAACUGAGAGAACCACCCAGGGUCAAUGUCUUGGAGAGCAGACACUCAUCCACGCAGACAAUGGAAGCAGAGUUCUCUGAUGCAAAGCCUUUGAAUAGCAGUACAUUCAAAUACACUGGCAGGACCAGAGGAUCCGUCACCAGCCAGAGUUCAUCUGGUAGCUGUCCGUUGGUGCUAGAUUCAUCAGAGAUUUCCACGGAUAUGGGGAGACGAUCUAGGUUUCCGCGGCCCGAGCUGGAAAUUUCCUUCAGCCCACUACAACCGGAUCGUUUUGCUCUCAAGCGGCAGGGAGAGGACUCAGCAGUCACUGUUAAAAUUCCCCGAACCACACGCAAGAGGAAGAGCGGAGAGAUGGAGAAGAGAAAGGGAGGCAGAAGCAGCGUGGUGAAAAAGAAACAUUUCUCUGAGCACAAACCUCAGGAUGGAUUAGAAAAUGAGAACGUCAGGAAUACAAGGACCAGAAACACUCCUUGCCUAACACCUCAUAAGGAGGAGCCUGCAAAUUCCCAGGAAUCAAACUCGGGCCACAAAGGGAAAAAAGAUAAAACUCUUCAAAAGAUUGGAGAUUUUCUUCAAGGCUCUCCCACUUUUCUGGGUAGUAAAGCAAAGAGGAUCAUGGGAUUGAUGAGUGGAAAGUCCCCUGAUGGUGGAGGAGCCUCUUUGAAACUCAAAGACAAACGUAUCAAACGAAAACACGACAGACCUGACAUCUCUUCGCCAAUGGACAUACCAGCCCAUCAGAUCAUUGGCCGAAAUCCAGAGGGGAAAGAGAGUGAAAACCUUAUCAAAAAACGUCUUCGUACUAGAACCGGUAAAUGACCUCACAUGAAGAAGCACAGUAACAAAACGGAAAUGUUUUACCUCCCUGUAUUUUGUCUUUUUAAAAUCUUUUUUUUUUUUUUGAAUUUUUAAUCAAAUGUUUUUUUGCACUUUUUAAAUAUACAGUAUCAAUUGAUUAUACGUUAAAUUCUAUUAUUUGUGUAUCAAAUAUGGCACGUAAUAUAUUAUGCUUAAACCAUAAUGAACACUAUUUUAACAAGCUUUUUAUGGCACAGUUGAAUGUUAGUAAUUUUUAUGUAUUAAAGUAACAGUAGUUAAAGUAACGUUUUGCUGCUAGACGGACGAUCAGAAAUCACUACUGCACAUUUCUGAAACAGUUUAUUUUUGCUGUAAAUUUAAUACACGGUUUAAUAGUUUACAUGUGGUUAUGCUGCCCUGCAAAUAAAUGCUAAUCACCGUUUCAUCUUAA